Anopheles bellator is the source of this 1365-nucleotide messenger RNA. It is a transcript of the gene SPR, whose product is annotated as sex peptide receptor. Gene Ontology annotation, biological process: G protein-coupled receptor signaling pathway. Lineage: Eukaryota; Metazoa; Arthropoda; Insecta; Diptera; Culicidae. The record is from RefSeq and is a predicted model, not a curated record. Gene Ontology annotation, cellular component: membrane. Gene Ontology annotation, molecular function: G protein-coupled peptide receptor activity. Bases 1 to 1365 code for a protein of 454 amino acids. The transcript is spliced from 5 exons.
AUGUCCACUACCGGUGUGCUGCUGCCAUCAGGCGGGGGAUACCACUACGGCGGCGACGGCGGUGGUCAUCAUCCGACUGUGCCCGCGAGCUCCCGGUUGACCGCCAACGAAUCAGCGUUCCUGCCGUACGAUUACUUUCCAAUGUUUGAAUCGCAACCGCCGUACAAUAGCCUAGAAAACGAGUCCGAGCCCUAUCACAUUACCACCAACGGCCACCGAGGUAACGGCACGUUAUACGAUUAUUACGACUGUAGCGCCAGCCACGGCAACGUAUCAUAUUUGAAUGUGUCCUGCGAGACAAUCCUGAGCUACAGCAUCCCCCUGUACGGUUACUGCACUCCGGCCUUGCUGCUCGUAACGCUAACCGCCAACUCGUUGAUUGUGAUAGUUCUCAGCAAACGAAGCAUGGCUUCGCCGACGAACUUCGUCCUGAUGGCGAUGGCACUUUGCGAUUUGUUUACGGUGCUUUUCCCGGCUCCCGGGCUGCUGUACAUGUUCACAUUCGGAAACCAUUACAAACCCCUUUCGCCGGUGGCCGUGUGCUAUGCGUGGAACGCGCUGAACGAAAUUCUUCCGGCGAUGUGCCACACGGCGUCAGUAUGGUUAACGCUGGCCCUGGCCGUCCAAAGAUACGUUUACGUGUGCCAUCCUCCGACGGCUCGGACGUGGUGUACCAUCCCGAGGGUGAAAAAGUACAUUGCCUACAUCUGCAUAGCGGCCUUAGUUCACCAAAGCACGAGGUUCUUCGACAAAUCUUACUCGCUCGUAACGAUCGAGUGGAACGGCCAUCAAACCAACGUGUGCCACAUAGAGACCGCGGAUUGGGUGCACGAGUACAUUAGCGAAGAUUUCUACUACACCUUCUACUUUUCCUUCCGGAUACUGUUCGUCCAUCUGGCCCCGUGCGCCAGUCUCGUGGCCCUCAACGUGCUCCUCUUCAGGGCCAUGAAGCAGGCGCAAAUGAAGCGCGAGCGGCUCUUUAAGGAUAACAAAAAGCGCGAAUGCAAACGCCUGCGAGAUGCCAACUGCACCACGCUGAUGCUGAUAGUGGUGGUCACCGUGUUUUUGAUCGUGGAAAUACCACUCGGGGUCAUCACGGCGUUGCAUAUAUUAUCAUCGCUGAUAUACGAGUUCCUAGAUUACUACGUGGCGAAUCUCUUCAUCCUGUUUGCGAACUUCUUUCUUAUAGUGAGUUAUCCUAUUAAUUUUGCCAUCUACUGCGGCAUGUCGCGCCAGUUCCGAGAGACGUUCAAAGAGAUAUUCAUGAGCCCCGGCAAGGCAGGCGGCCCCAAAAAAGAAUGCGGUUCGUCGAAAUACUCCCUUGUCAAUGGACCACGGACGUGUACCAAUGAGACGGUUCUAUAA